AUGGCGAUGAGCAGCCGGCCGCACACACGGAAGCGAAGCCUCGUUUUCGUCGACGGAAGUGUGGCAGCCCAACAAAAGCUCGCACUUUGUCAGCAGAGCCGCAAUCUGGAAGAGUCACAGGUGGGAUCCGACUAUUAUGCUGGCUCCCCUGUGGCACGGCUUCACACUCACGAAGAGGAGAUCACGAGCUGGGAUCUCUUCAAAGAGAAGCUCCGCGACCUUUUUGGCAAUCCUUUGGGUCGCCAACUCAAUGCGAAAAAAGCCCUUGCCACACGUGUACAGACGUCGACCGAGUCCUACAUGUCGUACAUUUUCGACGUCUUUGCUCUUUGUAGCAAGGCAGACCCGAACAAGCUGGAGGACGAGAAGGAUCCGCUGCUCGACGUUCAUGAACCAACGCGGGUUCACGUUCUCGAAGGUCGGGUUCCGCCGCUCGCUUCGUACGUUUACGUUGAACUUCACGGUCCCGAACCUCAGGUUCUGCUGCUCGACGUUCUCGAACCGACGCUGCUUCACGUUGCCGAAGCUCAGGAUCCGCUGCUCGACGUUCAUGAACCAACGCGGCUUCACAUUCUCGAAGGUCGGGUUCCGCCGCUCGCUUCGUACGUUUGCGUUGAACUUCACGGUCCCGAACCUCAGGUUCUGCUGCUCGACGUUCACGAACCAACGCGGCUUCCCGUUCUCGAAGGUCGGGUUCCGCCGCUCGCUUCGUACGUUUACGUUGAACUUCACGGUCCCGAACCUCAGGUUCUGCGGCUCGACGUUCACGAACCAACGCGGCUUCCCGUUCUCGAAGGUCGGGUUCCGCCGCUCGCUUCGUACGUUUACGUUGAACUUCACGGUCCCGAACCUCAGGUUCUGCUGCUCGACGUUCUCGAACCGACGCUGCUUCACGUUGCCGAAGUUCAGGAUCCGCUGCUCGACGUUGACGCUUCGAAGCGGCUUCGCGUUCUCGAAGUGUGGAAUCCGCUGCUCGACGCUGACGUUUCGAAGCGGCUUCGCGUUGGCGAACUGAAUCUGGAUCCGCUGCGCGUCGCCGACGUUUACGUUCUGCGUCGCGAGCUCUUCUCUGCGCAGCCUUGUCUUCAGAGGUGCUCGCGGUUCUGUUAAUGAACUGGCUGCUGCUGUUUGAAGAUGUGCCAGACAGUUCGUUGACAGAUUCGUUGGCGUCCAUUCAGCGCAUCGGACGGCGCAGCGGGACUAAACCGAAGCAGCAACUGAG
Dermacentor silvarum is the source of this 1222-nucleotide messenger RNA. RefSeq lists its product as uncharacterized. Lineage: Eukaryota; Metazoa; Arthropoda; Arachnida; Ixodida; Ixodidae. The coding region runs from base 1 to 1110 and encodes 369 amino acids. The record is from RefSeq and is a predicted model, not a curated record. The transcript has 7 exons.